Molecule: messenger RNA, 802 nt
Organism: Carlito syrichta (Philippine tarsier)
Lineage: Eukaryota; Metazoa; Chordata; Mammalia; Primates; Tarsiidae
Gene: MED22
Product: mediator complex subunit 22
Exons: 4
Coding region: 56-658 (200 amino acids)
Biological process (GO): regulation of transcription by RNA polymerase II
Cellular component (GO): mediator complex
Molecular function (GO): transcription coregulator activity
Source: RefSeq, a predicted model, not a curated record
CUGUCCUGCACUCUGGGUCCCAGGCUUCUGCGCCCCGUGCUGCCUGAGGUCCCCCAUGGCCCAACAGAGAGCCCUGCCCCAGAGCAAGGAGACACUGCUGCAGUCCUACAACAAGCGGCUCAAGGAUGACAUCAAGUCCAUCAUGGACAACUUCACGGAGAUCAUCAAGACCGCCAAGAUUGAGGACGAGACGCAAGUGUCCCGGGCCACUCAGGGUGAACAGGACAAUUACGAGAUGCACGUUCGAGCUGCCAACAUCGUCCGAGCUGGGGAGUCCCUCAUGAAGCUGGUGUCUGACCUCAAGCAGUUCCUGAUCCUCAAUGACUUCCCAUCGGUAAACGAGGCCAUUGACCAGCGCAACCAGCAGCUGCGCGCCCUACAGGAGGAGUGCGACCGGAAGCUCAUCGCCCUGCGGGAUGAGAUCUCCAUCGACCUCUACGAGCUGGAGGAGGAGUAUUACUCGUCCAGCUCAAGCCUUUGCGAAGCUAAUGACCUGCCUCUGUGCGAAGCUUACUGGAGGCUGGACCUCGACACAGACUCCGCUGACGGCCUCUCGGCCCCUCUGCUGGCAUCCCCGGAGCCCAGCGCUGGCCCCCUGCAGGCAGUGGCCCCUGCCCACUCCCACGCUGGUGGCCCUGGCCCCACGGAGCAUGCCUGAGCCUCCCGGGCUGCCCUUCCUGGGCCCCAGUUUCUCGGGAAUGAAACCCAGGGCUCCCCUCUGGACGAGCCACAGCUCACUCAGUUCAGCCUCGGUCCCCACUUGGGGCUUUAGGACUCUGGAGCCUCUGGCCUCCUUGGGAAC